CCCACUCGACCGCUGUCUAGUACACUCAUAUAGGUGUUCUGUGGUACACUCUAGUGCAUACUAGAGCACGUGUACUAGAGUUGAGUGUGCAUACCGUGCGCAUCUGCGCGUGCCGUGCGUGUAUAAACGCGCCGAAGUUUUGUUUGGCUGGUUUGGCGGGCUUGACAUGUUUUGCUUUGUAAGCGUCCGACAUGGAAUUUGAAUAUAGUGCGAUUAGCCAGCCCCCCGUGGACGAUGUCCCCACUGUCAAGCCAUUGCGAUGCUACGGCCGCGGGCUUCCUCUAAUUCCUCUUGAAGAACUGCCUCUGUUCCAGUACCUCAAACGAAAGCAUGAGGAAACGCUGGCUCAGCCCCUGAGCGCUAAUCGGGAAGUCCCCUCUGGGAUAGGACGAGGAAGGGUGGCAAAGCUUUCGGGUUUCUCAGUGGAAGACUCUUCUGAGGAAGACUAUGAUGUUGUUGGUUCGUAUUGGCGCCAUCAGAAGCCACUUUGUGCAUCGGAUUUGAACGCUGGCUUGGAGCCCUCACGACCUGCUGCCCAGGAAAAGAAUCAUGCACCGUGCAGGCUUCCUGGUUCUGGUCCACCAAGGGCUCGAUCUCGUGGACGAGGCAUUCAUACUCCUGGGAAGUGUCCCACAUCGCAUGGUCCUGCUGCUGCUGCUACUGGUGGUUACGGUGUCAUUAGUUCCAGUGGUCAGGGCACUACUAGCUCCAGUACAUGCCCUCAGGUACCGUCCAGCCUGCCUGUUGUGAGCACUGCAUCAGGGGCCUUGCAGUCUGCUCGGGAGAGAAAUAAUGCAAUGCGACAACCAGGUGCUUGCCGUCCAUCAAGUGUUUCCCGCCGGGGUCGAGGCAUUGCUGAACCUUGGAAGCAACGCAUUCAACAAAUGCUCAAGCAGCCACUAGGAUUGCAGCCUUCAAACAAUGGGGCAAGGCCCCGUUGUCCUCCACAUGUGUCUGGCCCGCCACAGUCUUGUCCACAGCAGCCGCAAAUGCGACAGUCUUCUCAGCAGCUGGCAUUGUCAAAGCCACGGCAAGAGCAUGCAUUUCCACCGACGAAGUCCCUCCUAAGAGGAAAGAUUGCAGCAGGUGCGCUUUCUAUGCAAGGUGCUGGCCAACAAGCACAGGAACAGUCUUGCCACACUAGCUGUCCCCGCAAACCCUUUAGGAAGGGCUCCUUUGAUCCAAAAACAUUCAGGCAUGCCUUUGACCUCAGUUCAUGGGUGGAGUCAUUGUCCGUCGUGCAGCCUCGUGAACGGACCACGGAAUCGGGGACUGAACUGACAGACAGCGAUGAUGACGAAUUCCACCAACGUGUGUCCAUCGAACCGGAUUCUGUUUAUGAAUCCUUCUCUUCAUCAUCGGGGUCUAGUACUGACCUGGUUUAUGCAAGCGCCGUGGAAGCAGCUCCUGAAACUUCCACUCUGGUCCCUGCCAUUCCGGUCCCUGCCGCUCUGGUCCCUGAGGCUGUUGCCUCUGUCCCCGAGCAGACACAGAUGAGCUCGUUAAGAGGAACAGAGGUCCUGAUCAAGGGCCUUCCGAAAGCCACAACGCCAGAGUUCGUCUACUACAACGCUGCCUGUUUUGCUGCUGUUGAGAACGUUAUAAUCACUGCUGACGGAGAUGGAAUGAGUGCGGAAAUAAUCUUGACCAAGCCAUACAGCGCAGCCAAGCUAUGCCAGUGCUUACAAGCGGCGCUGACCCUUGAAGGUCGCUCAAAUCACCUAGAGUUUUUGUGCCUGAAACCAGCCUAAAAGCUGUUGGUCACAACAGGAGGGAGACAAGCUUAACGGCUGGAACACUGUGCCAAUUAUUUCAAGUUUUCUUUGAAAUGCCAUUUCUGUGAAAAGUUGUGCUGCACCUGUCCCAAAGCAGCAUAUAAACGAAAGCCUCAUUUUGUUCAUGCUGCCAAACUGGUAAAGCUGAAACCUGUACCUAAAUUGCACUAUCAUCAUCAUCCUAGAGGUCAACUGUGUGCAGUGCCCAUAGCCACGGAUAUAAGCUAUGGCAUGGCUCCUUGCACUUCUCUGGCGGAGGUCGCAAUAUGCUGCCACUCUGCAAUAUUAUUGUUUGUGCCAUUUGUGCUGAAGUUGUAUAUUCCUCGAACUAGCGGAGCUUGCUCAAAGAGGCUUUGGGAUCAAAAAGAUGCCUGUGAUAAUGUCUGAUUGCACAAUGUUUAGAAUAGUCAUUGAUGAUGCCAUUUCAGAAAUAAUAUGCCUACAACUAAACCAAUGGCAUAUAAAUUGCUAUUAACGGGGGCCGUCUCAGAAGUAAAGAACCCUCUGGACGUCUUCACUGUAACUUUGGUUUAGUCGCACAUGGCCUAAUUAUACGGCAUGGUCAUCCUCACAUUCCCUUGUUCGGCAAUUUUUUUUUCUUGCAACAGAAAUAUGCAUGUUUGCCGUGCUUCAAGCAAUUCAAAUUAGUAGAAGUGCCUUUAUGCUGUGAUAUACACACAGUUGGUUCCACUAUGUUUGCUUAUAUUUAUGGAGUAUUUCACAACUUGCUUGUUCGGGCUUGUUUUUAUGGCAUUUUAAAGAUUUUUAGUGCUAUUGGGCGAAAGGAUGUCCAGGACAGAGCAUUGUCCUGCCCAUCCUUUUUUUCAUGAAGUUCUGCUAAAAAUCACUUUCACUUAAUGUUGAAACCAUAUGUUGUGUAGAUGUACAUUCAGCACUGUGCCAAAAGUGCUUAUCGCUGUGCCAGAUUAGCUUCUUGCCUGUGCCAAGAAGUGAAAUGGCUGUUCCACCACUGGAAGCUCAUGAUCCUUGGCUGUACCGUCAUUGUGCAAUGUUUCAUCUUUUAUAGAAAUUUUGAUUGAGAGGACCAGGAAGUAUCUUCCGGCUCAGGCUGUGUUCUGUGAAUUUGUCAAAAAGUAUUGAGCAUUUUGUGCUUAACAUGAUAUCUUAUUUUCAUUAAACCACCUGUGGCUGUUGCUCUGCCAGUGUUCUAUCACUGA
Dermacentor andersoni is the source of this 2953-nucleotide messenger RNA. RefSeq lists its product as uncharacterized. Lineage: Eukaryota; Metazoa; Arthropoda; Arachnida; Ixodida; Ixodidae. The record is from RefSeq and is a predicted model, not a curated record.